CAUGUGACUCUUCCCAUCGGUUGGGAUUUCUCUCUCGGCAUGGCGGAGAUGAUGGAGCUUGGUCUGCCGUCUAAUACCAUUUGUCUUUUACUGUGAGGAAGACACGGGUAUUUUGUUGUCGGUAAACCGUUCUGCGCCGUUCUUUCCCCCGGUUUCGGGCCAUAAUGGCAGAAUCCGGUGUGGAUGUGUCCGCUCUCCCACAAGAGGUCCGGGAGCAGCUCGCGGAGCUGGAUCUGGAGCUGUCGGAGGGUGACAUCACACAAAAAGGAUACGAGAAGAAGAGGGCCAAAGUUUUAGCACCCUACUUGACACAAACACAAAAUUUGGCUCCGCCUCCGGCCUAUGAUGCAGAGUCUCCUGGUCCAAGCUCUGCCUCCGCACCUGAACCUGGCCCUUCAAACUCAUCUUCCUCCUCUUCUCGCCACCGGCGCACACGGCGUCCACACCGGAGCGGUGGGACUAGAGAUGAACGCUACAGAUCAGAUAUCCACACUGAGGCAGUUCAGGCAGCUCUGGCCAAGCAUAAAGAGGAAAAGAUGGCACUGCCCAUGCCAACCAAACGUCGGUCCGCAUAUGUACAGUCACCAAUUGACAACUGCACCCCACCAGACUCCUCCUCUUCCUCUGAUGAUGAGGCCGUGUCAAGUGAAAGUGCAGAGCCUCAGCAGUCUCCAGACACCUGGAUUAAUAGCUCUCUGCACGGCUCCUCCACCUCCUCCUCUGCCUCCUCCACUCUCUCCCAUGGGGAGUCUCGGCCCACCCAGGCUCCUCAGCCUCAGUCUCAGCAGGUGCCACCUCCACCUCCACCCGCACCUGCCCACCCGCCCCACUCCUACUCCCAGCCCUCCGCCCUGGCAGAGGCCUUCGCUCAGACACGCAUCGAUCCGGUAGGAGUCGGGCCCCCUGAUAUGCCAUCCCAAGCUCAGGCCAGAGGCUCUCGUGUGGAUCUGCCACCCAACGCUGUGGUGCGAGGAAUGAGUCGAGGCCAGAGUCGGUCCAGCAUGAUGGAGACAGCAGACGUGAGAAGAGUUGGCAGAGGUGUUCCUGUGUCCAGUCGUGUGUCCACGAAGAUUCAGCAGCUGCUAAACACGCUAAAACGCCCCAAACGCCCACCGCUCAGCGAGUUCUUCAUGGAUGACCAAGAGGAGAUCGUAGAAGUUCCCCAGGCAGAUCCUAACACCCCGAAGCCAGAAGGCCGGCAGAUAAUCCCAGUGAAGGGGGAGCCGUUGGGUGUGGUCAGUAACUGGCCUCCUGCUCUUCAGGCAGCAUUAACUCGAUGGGGUGCCACACAAGGCAAAAGCCCGGCCCUCACAGCACUGGAUAUCACAGGAAAACCACUUUAUACACUUACGUAUGGGAAACUGUGGAGUCGUAGCGUAAAGCUGGCCUACACUCUCCUCAACAAGCUGGGAACCAAAAAUGAACAGAUCCUCAAACCAGGAGACCGGGUGGCGUUGGUGUAUCCUAACAGUGACCCUGCUAUGUUCUGGGUUGCGUUUUAUGGCUGUCUGUUGGCUGAAGUCAUUCCUGUGCCCAUAGAGGUUCCGUUGUCCCGAAAGGAUGCUGGGAGCAGCCAGGUUGGUUUUUUGUUAGGCAGUUGCAGUGUGGGUCUGGCUUUGACCAGUGAGAUCUGUUUGAAGGGUUUACCCAAGACCCCCACUGGAGAAAUAUUGCAGUUUAAAGGCUGGCCCAGGUUAAAGUGGGUGGUGACGGAUUCCAAAUACCUCACAAAGCCUUCGAAAGACUGGCAGCCUCACAUACCAACAGCCAACACAGACACGGCAUACAUAGAGUAUAAGGCCAGUAAAGAGGGCACAGUGAUGGGUGUUGCGGUUUCAAAAGUUGCCAUGUUAACACAUUGCCAGGCUCUCACUCAGGCCUGUAACUACUGUGAGGGUGAAACAAUGGUGAAUGUUUUGGACUUUAAGAAGGACAUGGGUUUGUGGCAUGGAGUUCUCACGAGUGUUAUGAACCGAAUCCACACUAUCAGUGUGCCAUAUGCUGUAAUGAAAGCCUGUCCACAGUCUUGGGUACAGCGAGUACACAUACACAAAGCACGGGUUGCCCUGGUAAAGUGUCGUGACCUGCAUUGGGCGAUGAUGGCUCACAGAGAUCAGAGAGAAACCAGUCUGGCCUCCUUGCGCAUGCUAAUUGUUGCUGACGGAGCCAAUCCUUGGUCCGUUUCUUCUUGUGAUGCAUUUUUAAACGUAUUCCAGGCUCAUGGUUUGAAGCCAGAGGUCAUUUGCCCAUGUGCUACGUCACCUGAGGCCAUGACUGUUGCCAUACGGAGGCCUGGAGUCGCUGGUGCUCCUCUUCCAGCAAGAGCCGUCCUGUCCAUGACUGGGCUGAGCCACGGGGUCAUCAGGGUCAACACUGAAGACAAGAACUCUGCUCUCACCGUCCAGGAUGUGGGACACGUCAUGCCCGGAGCAUUGAUGUGCAUUGUGAAACCGGAUGGACCGCCCAUGCUCUGUAAAACGGACGAGAUUGGAGAAAUCGUCGUGAACUCUCGUGCUGGUGGGAACAUGUACUAUGGCCUGUCUGGAGUCACUAAAAACACCUUUGAGGUUAUCCCAGUCAACGCUAGUGGCACUCCAAUUGGUGAAAUCCCAUUUGUGCGGUCAGGAUUACUGGGGUUUAUUGGACCGGGUAGUCUGAUAUUUGUGGUGGGUAAGAAUGAGGGCUUGCUAAUGGUUAGUGGUCGUCGUCACAAUGCUGAUGAUCUGGUAGCGACUGCACUAGCUGUGGAACCAGUCAAAACUGUGUACAGAGGAAGGAUUGCUGUGUUCUCAGUGACUGUGUUCUUUGAUGAGAGGAUAGUAAUUGUAGCAGAGCAGAGGCCUGAUGCCAGUGAAGAAGACAGCUUCCAGUGGAUGAGUCGGGUUCUUCAGGCAAUUGACAGUAUUCAUCAGGUGGGAUUGUAUUGUCUUGCACUGGUUCCUGCAAACACCCUGCCCAAAACUCCCCUAGGGGGCAUUCACAUCUCAGACACCAAGCAACUCUUCCUGGAGGGGGCGCUGCACCCCUGCAACAUCCUCAUGUGCCCCCACACCUGCGUCACCAACAUGCCCAAGCCACGUCAGAAACAACCAGUUGGUGUCGGCCCUGCCUCCAUCAUGGUGGGUAAUUUGGUUGCUGGGAAAAGAAUUGCACAGGCUGCAGGCAGAGAUCUGGGACUCAUAGAGGACCAAGACCUGGUCAGGAAGCUGUGCAUGUGGCCUACAAUGAUGCAUCAGUUCCUUGCAGAUUCUUUACAGUGGAGAGCACAAACCGAUCCUGACCAUACGCUUUAUGUACUUUUGAAUGCAAAGGGAGUGGCGGUAUGUACAGCUACAUGUGUUCAGCUUCAUAAAAGAGCAGAGAAGAUAGCCGCUGCUCUUAUGGAGAGAAGUGGUAUUAACAUCGGAGAGAAUGUGGUGCUUUUGUAUCCACCAGGUAUAGAUCUGAUCGCAGCAUUUUAUGGCUGUUUGUAUUCUGGUUGCAUUCCUGUCACCGUGAGACCUCCACACCCACAGAACCUCUCUGCCACUCUGCCCACUGUCCGCAUGAUCAUCGAUGUCAGCAAGGCUGCUUGCAUUCUCACUACUCAGGUUUUAACGAAGAUUCUCAGAUCUAAAGAAGCAGCAGCUACAGUCAACAUAAAAACAUGGCCCAUCAUAAUAGACACAGAUGACUUGCCUCGCAAACGACCUCCCUCAAUCUACAAACCGCCCAAUGCUGAGACGAUUGCCUAUAUGGACUUCAGUGUCUCAACCACGGGCAUGCUGACAGGAGUGAAGAUCUCUCAUGCGGCGGUGAGCGCUCUCUGUCGAUCUAUAAAGCUGCAGUGUGAGCUGUACUCCUCUCGCCAGAUCGCCAUCUGCCUCGACCCCUACUGUGGACUUGGUUUUGUGCUCUGGUGCCUUGCGAGUGUAUACUCCGGUCAUCAGUCCAUCUUGAUUCCUCCCAUGGAGCUGGAGAGCUCACUGACCCUGUGGCUGGGCACGCUCAGUCAGUACCGUAUCAGAGACACCUUCUGCUCCUAUUCUGUCAUGGAGCUCUGCACCAAGGGCUUAGGCGGACAGACAGACAUACUGAAGGCACGUGGUGUGAACCUGUCGUGUGUGAGGAGCUGUGUGGUGGUUGCUGAGGAGCGUCCACGCUUGGCUCUUACACACUCCUUCUCCAAACUGUUCAAAGACAUUGGACUCUCCAUGCGGGCUGUCAGCACCGCUUUUGGGUCGAGAGUAAACCUGGCCAUCUGCCUACAGGGCACCACUGGACCAGACCCCUCAACUGUGUAUGUGGACAUGAAGUCCCUCCGACAUGACCGGGUGAGGUUAGUGGAGCGAGGAGCACCUCAGUCUCUUCCUCUCAUGGAGUCUGGAACAAUUCUUCCUGGUGUGAGGGUGAUCAUAGUCAAUCCAGAAACUAGAGGACCGCUGGGGGACUCUCACCUGGGAGAGAUUUGGGUAAAUAGUCCACACAGUGCAACAGGAUACUAUACUAUAUACGGAGAGGAAAAUCUGCAGGCUGACCACUUCAACACUAAGCUGAGUUUUGGAGAUCCUCAGACGCUCUGGGCCAGAACUGGAUACCUGGGCUUUGUCAAGAGAACUGAACUCACAGACUCCAGUGGAGACCGCCAUGAUGCUCUGUUUGUGGUGGGCUCUCUGGAUGAGACUUUAGAAUUGAGAGGUUUGCGAUAUCAUCCAAUUGACAUCGAGACCAGUGUAUCACGCGCCCAUCGCAGCAUUGGUGAAAGUGCCGUGUUCACCUGGACAAAUCUGCUGGUGGUGGUGGCUGAACUCUGCGGAUCAGAGCAGGAUGCUUUAGACCUGAUUCCGCUGGUAACCAAUGUGGUAUUAGAGGAGCACCAUCUGAUUGUGGGUGUAGUGGUUAUCGUUGACCCUGGGGUCAUCCCCAUAAACUCCAGAGGAGAAAAGCAGAGAAUGCACUUGAGAGACUCCUUCUUGGCAGAUCAGUUGGACCCCAUUUACGUAGCAUACAACAUGUGAGCUGGGUAAUGGGCAAGACAAAGGCUUACUAGAUAGUUGCUAUGGAGCCUGGCCUCACAACUGGGAUUGGGUUCAAAUACAGGCAGACUUGGCCCUGUUUUUCAGGGAUGAGGUGUCAAUGGACAAAAAAUUACAAAAGUUUCUGGAGAAGAGAUACUGUAAUAGAAUUUCCCUUUUUUCUCACGUCCUUCACCCCCAGAAGCCCCUUUAUCUGCAAAAUGCCACUUACUGUCUGUCCAGUUCUUGGUCGUGAUUUAAAUUUACUUGAAUUACCUAACUGUUUUUUUCUACUCAAACGCAUUCCUUUCUAGCACUGACUAACUAGUGUUUUGUUUUUUGUUUUUGUUUUUUUAUUAAAAGGAGCUUAAAGCUUCAGUUUGUAAGUUUUCGCCUGGGUUGUUAAAUUCCAAAAUAUUUUGUUCUGAUUCCAAGUUUUUGGAAUCAAUGGAAACGAUUUCAGGACACAAUACUCAAAAUAACUUAGUGAAAAAAGGGAGAAAAAGUGAAAUAUUAAACAAAAAGUGCAAUAUAAACUGUAAUUUAUACUAUUAUGAUUGAUCAAAUAAAUUAUAGGAGGUCUUGAUGGAUGGACUACAAUAGACGUGAGUCACAAUGAUCAGUCACGUAUUUAUAUAGGUUUAGCAUUAUAAAUUCUGUAUCUUAGUUUUAAAUUAGUUUUGUUGCAACUCUUUUGGGAUGUUUAGCAGUGUGGUAAUUAAGGUAUUGAACGGACUAGGAAUGGAAGAUUAAUUCCUUUUAGGAUCUAGCAUUUCUAUAUACACAGAAUUGAUCUGCAACCCAGCUUAUAACACAGGGACGGUCCCUCCAGAGCAACCUGGGGUUAAGUGCCUUUCUCAAGGGCAGUAUUGAUUAUAGGACAUUUCCGUAAUGCUUCAGUUCAUAGAAUGCCCUUACCCAGGUUAAAACCCAGUUUCAUCCACCAUCAUUGUGGUUAAGACACAGAUGUGCUACAGAGACUGCAGCUGUCAGCUCAGUUUGCUCUGUCAGUUCUGGAAACAUUUAUCAUUUUAAAUCUUACCACUGGGGCUUUAAACAAAUUUAUUUCAGAUAUGGAGCUUUCCUGGUUACAAACUUACAUCUUUUAAUUUGUUUUAGUUCUACAGUAUUUACAGAACACAAUCUACAGUUGUACUAGACAAAAGUGCAAUGUGAUACACAAAAGUAUUUAACUUUUAUUUUUAUUUUGAUCUAUAUUCAUCAGGUUAAGAUGGUUCACAACCAUUUUAAUUAUGAAUUACUUAGUUUUGCAAUUAGUGAGUUUGAUUAAUUGAAUGUUAGCCAUCCAUAUAUAUAUAUAUAUAUAUAUAUAUAUAUAUAUAUAUAUAUAUAUAUAUAUAUAUAUAUAUAUAAUACACUGAACAACCUCACUCCUUCAACUCCCCCAAGUUCAGCAAGAGGAUAAUCAACCCUAUUAUUUUUAAUUUUUUAUCAGAUAAAUGCAGAUACAUUCUGUAACAUAGAUUAUUAAUAUCUGUCAACAAGGGCAAAUGUGUAGUAUUAUUUAUUACUUGCAUUAUUGAGUAGCAUGUGACUUACACAAAAAAAGUGCUGGCACAUAAAAAAAAAAAAAAAACAUUUUUGGGACUUUAUGCCCAGUCUAACCUCAAUGCCUACAUUUACAGAUCAUACAUUCCUUGAGUUCACUUCUCACCAUAUAACAGUAGGAAACACUCAUAUAGACAAGAGCAUUCACCAAAUGCAGACCUCUUCAUCACACAUCAAGCCCAAACCAAACACAAACUGAGGUACGUAUACCUCUAUUUUUGCUCUCAUCUAAAGGUGCUUAUACACGUCAGGACAAGCCAUUUAAAUCUCUGAAUGGCAAAAAAAAUAAAAUAAAAAUCCAGGCAUCUGUACAAUAAAACAAAACAACUGUAAAAUAACACGACUCUCUGUACAAGCAAGCCCCUCGUGAACAUCUAACUGUACAAAGGCAUAGAUUUUACAUGUUCUCCUGUACUAUAGACAUUUUUACUAGGAAUGACUAACUUCUUUUAAAGCAUAAAUAAUUGUAAAUAAUUGCUUGUGUACAGAUGCAAAAUUGUACUGUUCUGUAAGUAAGUUGCUGUAUUCUGUUAAGUUUUUGAAUGAAUAUGAAUAUUAACUACUGUCACUGACAUCCCUUCGCAGCUGAGUGGGGAUCUGCAGUUGAAGACUUAUAGUAAAUAGCUUGCUGUUUCUGUUUGGUCAUUUCCAGUUGAUUAGAAAUGUGAUGGGUGUUCAGAUCUCUCUGUCAUGCAUUUCUUUUUAUAAUUCAGAUUCAGAAAUCUUACAGUAUGUACAAGUCUUGAAGAUGUAAGCAUGAUAAAGUCAAGCACUGUGGGGGUUUGAAAGACUAUUUUCAGAGUCCUUACACAACUGAUCACUACAGUGUGUUCGCCUAACCUCAUUCUGGGGUUGUGUACGUAUGUGUAUGUAUGGCCACAGCUUUGAAAGGUCAUUUGAUUGUUGAUGAGUUCCACACCUUUACCCAAAUCAGAAACGCUGUCAUUAAAUAUAUUCUCUCAUUCUCACUGUUAUUAAUGGAAUCAUAGCUGGGUUUAUGUGAUGUAAGCACAAGCGAGUGAAUGAGCUUUUUACAUGGGGCAUUCAGGGAAAUAGUGCUUUCCAGGACGGAGAGGAUAUUCAUUUAUAAAUAUUCACUUUCAUGUUUGCAAUGAUUUUGUUCUUAAAAUAAAAAGAUUUUAGUUGUCAUUUACAUAA
This is a messenger RNA of Carassius gibelio (silver crucian carp), 7721 nucleotides long. Its product is annotated as disco-interacting protein 2 homolog B-A. The transcript is spliced from 40 exons. Bases 165 to 4997 code for a protein of 1610 amino acids. NCBI's taxonomy places the organism in Eukaryota, Metazoa, Chordata, Actinopteri, Cypriniformes, Cyprinidae. The record is from RefSeq and is a predicted model, not a curated record.